Molecule: messenger RNA, 2527 nt
Organism: Sardina pilchardus (European sardine)
Lineage: Eukaryota; Metazoa; Chordata; Actinopteri; Clupeiformes; Clupeidae
Product: natterin-3-like
Exons: 2
Coding region: 6-1349 (447 amino acids)
Cellular component (GO): extracellular region
Source: RefSeq, a predicted model, not a curated record
CGCUGAUGAAGAUGUUUUGCCUUGAGAUGGAGCCUGCACCUGUAGCUCUUCUCAUUCUCCUGAAUAUCCACUUCCAGCAUCCUGCAAGACCAGAGGGACUCCCGCUGCCAGAUGCGACAGCAACACGCAAAGCAGAAAGACCUCCGGAUCUUGAUCUCGGUGAAGUUACUUUCAAUAUUGCAAGUCUAUCAGGUACUGUAACUCCACCAAAUAGAAAAGGCCUACACGAUUAUUCAAAUUUUCCAAAAACAAAAAGUGAAAAAGUAGAUUUUGGAAUCUCACAUUCUGAGACAACUCUGCUGUGGGUCCCAUUCCGUGACACUACAGAUCUUGAAGUUGGAUACAAGGUCAAAAUAAAGGAUUUUGAGCAAUACGUCUGCAGACCCACACUCCUCCGUCUGUCGGGUUACUUACAGCUGUCAGAUGGAUAUUUUUGUAUAUAUGCACUGGGAGGACAUGUCUACACAACAGUGGAUUUCGAGCUUUUAGUGAAUACGGAUGACUUUGAGUUACUGGAAUGGAUACCUGGUGAGUAUGGAUCCGUUCCUGCUUACAGCAUUAAGAGUAGCACCUCCAAUUUUGUGGGGAGAAAUAAAUAUGGCCUGGGAAAUGUGAACACUGACAAAAAGGCAUUCUAUCUGCCCUGGAUAGCAGAUAAAAAAGAAUACCAGUACAGCAGUUAUGAAGUCCUGACUGUUGUUCAUGAGCCCUACAAUCAACAUUUAUCUCAGGUCUUUUAUUUCUCUGAAAAAGCAAAUAUCACAAGGCACCAUCCGCACACACUGAAGAAGUCCCGAGUAACAAACAAUCACAAUCAGCAGGUCACUAAGACAGUACGUCUGGCAGAGUCUACUGAGACUGUGAACACUUGGGAGAUAGGAUUUUCGGUGUCCCUCUCGAUGUCUUAUAGCGUCUCUGCCGGCAUUCCAACCAUUUCCCAGACUUCGGUCAGCUUUGGGCUAGAAACAAGCUUCUCCCUGUCGAAAAGUAGCUCAAAGAGCCAAUCCAAGGAGCACUCCUUGACCGUGGAGGUCAUAGUCCCCGCUGGCCAGACCUGUGAGGUGAGGAUGGAGGGCACUAAGACGGAGGCAGCCAUCCCUUUCAGAGCACACCUCACUAAAACCUACAAGGACGGCAGAGAACAUCACGCCAAUAUCACUGGCAUGUACAGAGGAACUCAGGUGGGGGAGAUAAAUGCUGUGGUGGAGCAGUGUGUUUCAGUCCUGGUGAACACAGACCGAUUAGUAAGAGGGGCUGCAACUCCCUCCACACAAGCCCCUAGCCUCACUUGGUCUUUGGUUACGUCGUCUCUUGGUGUGGCAUGUCUGGCUGCUGCCAUCAUUUCAUGAGGACUAUUUAUCCAAAAGAUUUGACAUUGUCACAUAUCAGAUGAUAUACUGUAUACUAUGAUUUCCUUUGUCACAUAUAAGAUGAUGUAUGCUAAUGAUUUCCUUUGUUUGAAUUUGAAUGUCAUGCACCUGAUCUGGUGUUGAUCAAAGGUUCUGAACUAUAACUAAAACUAUAUUGACAACUAAUAGUAUUUUGCUAGCUCUCUGUUUUGUUUGAGACAUCGACAGAAGUGACGUUACACAAUCGUGCUUGGAGCACCUUUAAUUAAUUUCAGAUAUGACUGAAUAUAGACAAUUUAUUAAGCCAGAUAUUUUAUGAAUUUUGACAUCCUUAGAAAAAAAAUACCAUAGCAUGGAUUAUUGACACAAGUAUAGCCACAAUAUAGUCUGAGCAGAGCAUUUGCUACAUUUUAUAUAGGACUAAUAACUCCAAAACUAUACAACCAAUCACUCUAUACUGUUGAAAUUGAAAUUGUACAGUGACAUUAUUAUUUACCAACCACAUGGGAGAUAUUCUCCUUUGUUAGCAAGUAUGAGCAAAUAUUAUAUAUCUAUAGUCUUUUGUUUUAAGUGUUGCUUAUUCACAGAAUCUUUGUAAAGCCACAGUUAAUGCAGAGAGCAAGUCAGUGAUUUUGAGGCACUAUAGCCACGGGGUAAGCAAAUGUUAAGACAGUGUACCCCUAUUAGGGGAGAUUAUAUGAAAAAUCGUUAGGCGGUGGAUAAACAUGAAAUUUAGUAGGCUUCAUAUGUUCCUUGGGUGAUCCAAAGCAACCUUGAAGGGAUGGCCAAAAAUGUCUCAAACAGGAAGUGGUUUUCAAGAAAUUCAGAUGGGGGAGAUAAAUGUUGUGGUGGAACAGUGUGCUGCCAUCCUGGUGGGCAGAGAGAGAGUACACAGGGGAGCUGCUUCUCCAUCCACAUGAGCCCCUGGCUGCUCGUCUUUGGUCACAUUGUGUUUCUGUGUGGCAUCUCUGACUGCUGUCACUCAUGAGGAGUAUUUGUCCAAAUAUGUACAAUAUAACACUGUCAGGCACUGUAAUAGACAAUACAUUGUAUGGUAACUAGCCUAUAAUGUUCUUUGACAUGCAUGUUUGAAUUAACAGCAUACUGAUGGUGUAUUAAAACAAUCAAAAUAUAGUACAACAUUUACAGGUAUUAUGUGCAUGUUUCUUUUAUGGAUU